Messenger RNA from Micropterus dolomieu (smallmouth bass), 1511 nucleotides. Its product is annotated as IgGFc-binding protein-like. The record is from RefSeq and is a predicted model, not a curated record. The coding region runs from base 408 to 1511 and encodes 367 amino acids. NCBI's taxonomy places the organism in Eukaryota, Metazoa, Chordata, Actinopteri, Centrarchiformes, Centrarchidae. The transcript is spliced from 11 exons.
CAGCCAUUUUGAAACAUUGCUAAUAAGACGUGUUGAGGAACAGAAGAACUAACAAAACAAAGUAGUAUUUUCCCGAUAUAUCUUUGUUUCUAAGAAGAAGCAGUGACGAUGUUAAAUUAAAAAUCUUGAUUGGUGCUCUGGGAUUUUCUGGUCCUACAGUGGUUGACAUCAGCUCAUGCCCUAUCACGUUUUAUGGACAGAAGUACAAACAACUCUAUGUGAACUCCUCCAAUGUCUGUUUCAACAACUUUUUCAACAACAAACCCAGACAGGACUGUAUUGAAGGCUUUCCCGUGGCAGGAACACGUGAUCUAGUGAUAUAUCCAGCAAGGACUUUGUAUGAACAAACGUUCCAUCAAAAUGUGCCAACUAUAAAGGGCAAACUAGAAUGCACAAUAGAAAUCCAGAUGUUUGCUCUUAGGAAAACGACUGCUUUGGUUCUUGGUAACUUUGGGACACAAGCAGCUAUACAAAUAAAACCCCCGAGUCCAUCUGUGUUUGGUUUUCUGGUCGAUGGUACCACAGUUGAUACACUGAAUAUUCUCACAUCACCGUUCUUAGCAUACUUAGACAUCAGCGGAUGCAGACACUCAGGUGUUUUGUAUGAAUAUGGUAAAAUGGUGAGGUCUGAUCCAGAUACCUGUCUAAUCUGUGAUGAUACUGCUGUCCUCAGAGUCACUGGCUGUCCACCUGUGGAACGAUGUCAAGACUACAACACCUGCGUGUUUGACUACAUCUGCACUGUGACCGGCCCUACUGUCAUAGACUUUCUCAGCCAAGUGAACUCUGUCCCGGAUCGGUGUGCGUACUCUCUACUGUCGGGUCCGUCUGUCCCAGGCUUCCAUGUGCUUGGGAACUUCCGGGAACGUCGACGUAAAGAUGUGAGCUUUGUGGACAGUGUGACACUGCAACUAGACGGGCCGGGUGUUCAAAUUCAAGUGGACCAAGACGGGAGAGUUUGGCUGGACAAGAAUACGUUGACCCUUAACAGCAAAGCUCAGCUGGUUCACGGUGUGGAGCUCUCUAAGGAUCAAACCGGAGUCACUGCAAAGGUGGUGCUCGCUAACAAGGUGGUGCUUGUCUUCUUUGAUGGCAACACGGCACAGAUCCACUUAAAAGCACCUGGUGGAAAAGAACCAUCUCUGCAGGGUUUGUGUGCCAACUCCAGUGUGCCUUUGAGCUCAGUGAGGCUCCCUGGUGCUUACAGUGCCAGUGGCUGUAAGGUGCAUUACAGUGACUCUGCUGACAGUUUGAUCAACUGCACCAUGACGACUGAACGCUGUAAUCUCCUGAAUGAGGCUCCCUUCACCGCCUGUCACAACUACACCAACCCAGAGCCCUACAUAACCGCCUGCACCGACACUAUGUGCAAUUAUCCUCCGGCAGACGGUCUACACUGCCAGUUCCUGGAGGCCUACGCCAGAGCCUGCAGCCUGUACAGCUCCAACACACUGGAGGACUUGAUGUCAGAGGCCGGCUGCUGUAAGACUUUAAUAAACUCAAUUCAGUGA